Molecule: messenger RNA, 1630 nt
Organism: Nicotiana tabacum (common tobacco)
Lineage: Eukaryota; Viridiplantae; Streptophyta; Magnoliopsida; Solanales; Solanaceae
Source: RefSeq, a predicted model, not a curated record
CUUUUCGAGCGAAAAGAAAUAGAAUAACUUUUCAAACUUUGAAAUGAAAAAAGAGAAACUCUUCUCCAUCUCCGAAAUCUUCAAUACCAAGAAAUCUCCGCUAAACCCAUACACCUUCACCCACUUCUCCACUCUCAAUCUCACACUGACACACUGUGAUACCAAAAUUCCAACAAAAAAUGGGCAAGAAAUCAAACUCAAACGGCGACGUUUUACAAUCUAAAAAUUCCACAUGCUUCAUCGGCUCAUCGGUGAUUCCGUUAAUCAACAAGCUUCAGGAUAUUUUCGCACCGCUCGGCGACAUCGACGAUCGUCUCACCGGUCUCCGGCUGCCGCAAGUGGCGGUGAUUGGGAGUCAGAGUAGCGGCAAGUCCAGUGUACUUGAGGCUUUAGUUGGCCGUGACUUCCUUCCACGCGGCACAGAUAUUUGUACACGUAGACCGUUACUUCUUCAGCUUGAAAAACGCACUAUAGGAGUUGGUGAUAAUGAUUCUCGUGAAUAUGGCGAGUUUGGUCACCUCCCUGAUAAACGAUUCUACGAUUUCUCCGAUAUUCGCUGUGAAAUUCUGGUUGAAACAGAAAAAGAAGUGGGAGUUAAGAAGGGGGUUUCGGAUAAACAAAUUCGGUUAAAAAUCUGCUCUCCCAAUGUUCUCAAUAUAACUCUUGUUGAUCUACCUGGAAUCACUAAAGUUCCUGUCGGUGACCAACCCAGUGAUAUUGAAGCAAGGAUCAGAAAUAUGAUAAUGUCCUAUAUAAAACAAGAAACUUCAAUCAUAUUGGCUGUUUCUCCUGCAAAUGCUGAUUUGGCUAAUUCUGAUGCACUACAAAUGGCUAAAGAGGUGGAUCCAACUGGUACCCGUACAAUUGGUGUAAUAACUAAGCUAGAUAUAAUGGAUAAGGGUACCGACGCGAGAAACUUUCUGCUGGGAAAAGUUAUUCCACUUCGUUUAGGUUAUAUCGGUGUUGUCAACCGUAGUCAACAGGAUAUUAACAAUAAGCGUUCUAUUGAAGAAGCACUUGCUUAUGAGGAGCAAUUCUUCCGUGAUUAUCAUGUGUACCAUGGUUUAUCUGAUCGUUGCAGAAUCCCCCAGUUGGCGAAGAAGCUAAAUCAGAUUCUGGAGCAGCACAUUCGAAAUGUUCUCCCCACUUUGAAGACUGAUUUAAAUUCUCAUCUUGUAGCUGUUGAAAAGGAGUUACGUACUUACGGGGAGGCUUUGGAAUCAAACGCAGAAAGAGGGGCCAUGCUGUUAAAUGUUCUGACAAAAUACUCUGAAGCAUUUUCUGCAGUGGUGGAUGGAAAAAGUGAAGCAAUAACAACCAAAGAAUUGUCAGGGGGAGCACGGAUUCAUCACAUAUUCCAGUCAAUUUUUGUAAAGAGCCUGGAGGAAGUGGAUCCUUGUGAAGAUCUAAGUGACGAGGAUAUAAGAAUAGCUAUCCACAAUGCAACUGGUCCAAGAAAUGCGUUAUUUGUGCCAGAGGUCCCAUUUGAAGUUUUGGUUAGAAGACAAAUAGCUAGGCUGCUAGAUCCCAGCCUCCAGUGCUUGCGAUUUGUCUAUGAUGAGCUUAUCAAGGUGAUAAAAGAGUAUUUUUGACUUACAUGGUGUUUUACAGUUUUCGUAAGUAGGUUCCC